AUGCCCUCCCCAGAGCGGACCAACAAUCAGACUGAGAGUGCACGUCAAACUUCCCUAAUUCAAACGCUUGCGCAUACGCUCACUGUGCUCGAUCAUGCGCGAGAUUUUCUUGUACUCUCUCCUCAACAGGACCAUGCCUAUCAGCCAGCCAGCCUAUUACAGGAGAUAUAUAUGUGGGCAUCAGAACUGCAAGAAAAACGAGACCGACAGAGCCGCAGCGAAAUGUGGCAUGAAACGAAUAACAGGACAAUGGCCACGAAAGCUCCGAAUAAUAUGGGCAAAACUUCACAGCCCCAGAGAGCAACAAGGACGCGAAUUGAGCUCAGUAAUGUGAUGAAAGACGGCAGACGGAAUGAAAUCAAAUAUACUAACGCCAUCCAACGACUAAACCAGUACCUUCCACGGAAAUGCUCACCUAGGAUCAAGCCCAACCCGAUCAGCAAGCGCGAAUGGUAUCACGACAUCCCACCCUUCAGCCGGAUCAGAACGAGCCAGCAGCGUACCAAUGCAUAUUGGAAGAAUACCAUAAUUACCAACAAGCCAUCAAAUCAAUCGAGCAGUUCCCCCUUUACUGCAAGGUUCAGCCGAAAGUGCUUGAAGGUGUGGAGCCGAAGCCUGCAGCUGUCCGUUGAACUGUAUAUCAACUGGCCAGGCCAUAAUCCGUGUCCAUUCUUUUCCAUUGGGAUUAACUCAACAGCUAUCGGACGCAGUGGACAGCCCAGUCAUGAACCGGCAACAUAUGGCCACUUAUGUUGUAAUGGACCGUUGAUUCAGCGGGGCAAGGGAUGCCAUAUAACAAAUCAACUUUGCUCUCGAUGUCCUCAGCCGCCACGCUGGCGGUUCGAAGGGGCAUAUUGGGGAGAAGAAACCUAUGGCAAAAGGCGUCAAUGGUCAUCUACAAGGGAGUCUCGACUCUCGAUGCGAGAGCUUGUUCGUAUUCGUGUUCGCGUUUGCUGUUGGGAGCCACGGGAUUGCGAGAGAUCCGCCAUCAGAGCAACCACGAUGUCGUUUAACCCUGAUUUUGAAAAGGGGUUCGUGUGA
Histoplasma capsulatum G186AR is the source of this 1041-nucleotide messenger RNA. RefSeq lists its product as uncharacterized. Bases 1 to 1041 code for a protein of 346 amino acids. NCBI's taxonomy places the organism in Eukaryota, Fungi, Ascomycota, Eurotiomycetes, Onygenales, Ajellomycetaceae. The transcript has 7 exons. The record is from RefSeq and is a predicted model, not a curated record.